UUUUGGAGUGUGAAAGUGAAUUUAUAUUUGAAAUUAAAGUGCCAAAAUGCAGGAUGCUAAGAAACCGAAAGCCGCUUUUGGCAUCAGACACCUGCAAGCUGUGAUGAUGUUCUUCGCGUUAGUCAUCGGCUAUGCUAUGCGAGUCAACAUGAGCAUGGCCAUCGUGGCUAUGACCGACUCCUCUACAGACAAUACAUUCGACUGGAGCAUGCAAACUCAGAGCGUGAUUCUCUCAUCGUUCUUCUGGGGCUACGUGGUGCUGCAGAUCCCUGGCAGUCUCCUGGCAGACAAGAUUGGAGGCAGUAUUCUCAUUACCAUCAGCAUUGGAUGUAAUUCCAUCAUCACCCUCAUUCUGCCUACAGCUGCGACCUACGGUGGCUGGCAGGCAGUAUGCGCAUGUCGUGUACUACAGGGUUUGACACAAGGCUUCUUAUUUCCUUGCACUCACAACCUCAUCGGGAAAUGGGUGCCUUUGAAGGAUAAAGCCCGUUUUAUGGCAUUUAUUUAUUCAGGAUCUCAAUUCGGCACAGCAGCCCAACUAAUGCUGGCCGGCUAUCUCGCCGAAUACUGGGGCUGGCCUUCCAUCUUCUACGCCAGCGGCAUAUGUGGGGUCUUAUGGACAGUCAUCUACAUCCUGAUUGGAUCAGCUUCCCCGCAGAGCUCGAAAAUGAUCAGUGAGGAUGAGAGGAUGUAUAUACAGAGCUCGCUGGGACAUGUGGGUGGUCAUAAGUCAUACCCUGUGCCCUGGAAUUCUGUGUUCACAUCUCUCCCCUUCAUCAGCCUAAUCGUAGUGAACUGCUGCCAGAACUGGGGUUUCUGGACGCUCAUGACUGAGAUACCUUCUUACAUGAGUCAAGUGCUCGGAGUUAAUAUUAAAGCAAAUGGCGUUCUUUCGGCGCUGCCCUACAUCACAAUGUACCUGCUAAGCUUCCCCUUUGGUCUAGCGUCGGACUUUAUACUAGCCAAGGGCUGGCUUAGUGCAACUACUACAAGAAAACUAAGCAACAGCAUAGCGUACCUCGUGCCGGCCGUGACUCUCAUCGGGUUUGCCUACGUGCCUGCUGGGAAUAUCGUCAUGGCGGUCGGAUUGCUGUGUGUGGUCGUCGGGCUUAACGCGGGAUACUACACUGGUUUUAUGUUGGCGUUUCUAGACAUGGCUCCCAACUUCGCCGGUUUCAUGCUCUCCAUCACAAACUGCGCCGCCAACUUCAUAUCAUUCAUCGCACCGCUAGUUGCUGGAGUUAUAAUACAAGACGAGACUGACGUAAGUCAGUGGAGAUAUGUAUUCUACCUCUCCUCCUUGCUUUACGUGGUUGGUAACACCUUCUAUCUGGUGUUCGGAACCAGUGAGCUACAAUCAUGGAAUGAGCCGAAACAGGAGGAAGUAGAAAAUGGUUCAGGUAAGUAG
Molecule: messenger RNA, 1408 nt
Organism: Cydia strobilella
Lineage: Eukaryota; Metazoa; Arthropoda; Insecta; Lepidoptera; Tortricidae
Product: putative inorganic phosphate cotransporter
Exons: 10
Coding region: 47-1408 (453 amino acids)
Biological process (GO): transmembrane transport; monoatomic anion transport
Cellular component (GO): membrane
Molecular function (GO): transmembrane transporter activity
Source: RefSeq, a predicted model, not a curated record